AUGAGGCUAGCGAGGCCGUAUUCGGGGGUGUUCAGGGGCGGGGCGACGGCGCGGACGGGGCCGCACGCGCUGCCGCUGGCGCGGAUCAAGAAGAUCAUGAAGCGGUCGGCAGGAGACGGCAGCGGCGGCGACGGCACCGGGGCGAGGAUGAUCUCGGGCGAGGCGCCCGUGGUGUUCUCCAGGGCCUGCGAGCUCUUCGUCGCCGAGCUCACGCGCGCCGCCUGGGCCGCCACGCUCGACGGCAAGCGCCGCACCGUGCACCGGGAGGACGUCGCGCAGGCCGUCCGGGACACCGACCUCUUCGACUUCCUCGUCGACGUCGUCAAGGACGAUGCUGGCCAUGAAGACGGUGGUGAUGGUGUUGUCGGUGCUGGGGCCGGCGAAGGCGAAGGCCGAGCGCCGGCGUGUGACGAUGGCGACGGCGUGCUUUGA
Messenger RNA from Lolium rigidum, 432 nucleotides. RefSeq names its product nuclear transcription factor Y subunit C-6-like. The record is from RefSeq and is a predicted model, not a curated record. The transcript has a single exon. Gene Ontology annotation, molecular function: protein heterodimerization activity; DNA-binding transcription activator activity, RNA polymerase II-specific. Lineage: Eukaryota; Viridiplantae; Streptophyta; Magnoliopsida; Poales; Poaceae. Gene Ontology annotation, biological process: regulation of DNA-templated transcription. The coding region runs from base 1 to 432 and encodes 143 amino acids. Gene Ontology annotation, cellular component: nucleus.